This is a messenger RNA of Prorocentrum cordatum, 861 nucleotides long. The record is from the annotation of a GenBank genome assembly. Lineage: Eukaryota; Dinophyceae; Prorocentrales; Prorocentraceae.
AUGGAGGCGACCCGGCCGGGCCGCUCCAGGAGGCGCCCGGCCACGCAGCAGGCGCUCCGCCUCGGGCUGGCGCUGUUGGUCGUGGCCGCGGUGCGGCCGGCGCUGCCGCGCCAUGGCGGCCGCAGCGGGGCCGGGAUGUGCGCCCUGCUGCCCGGCAUGGCGGCCGCGGGGCCGCAGACGGCCGGCAGCUACACCUACGAGCCGACGACGGACCUCCUGGGCUCGGGCGCCUACGCGAAGGUGUUCAAGUGCCGGGACCCGAGCGGCAACGUCCGGGCGCUGAAGCAGUUCUUCACGGGCGACAAGGCGGUCAUGGACCGGGAGGUGGAGGUGCACAGGCAGAUCGGUAAGCACCCCAACGCGGUUGAGAUGAUCGAGGCGGUGGACGUGGAGGGGUCUCCGGGCUGGAAGAUGAUCGUCAUGGGCGGACCUGAUCGCCAACUUCGGCGUCGGCGAGGCCGAGCGGCCCGCCUGAUCGGCGACCUCGCGCCUCGCAGCCUAUCGGCCACGUCCGCGGGCCCAACGACAGCGAGGAGCGUACGCGAGCCGAAGGAGCUCGCCCAGGGGCAGGAGCUCGGCGACAUGCUCGAGCAGCGCGGCAAGCUCAGCGAGGCGGAGGCGAAGCCGAUCUUCAAGCAGCUCGUGAACGUCAUCCAGCACCUCCACUCGCAGAACGUCCUGCACCGCGACCUGAAGCCCGACAACAUCUUCGUGGGCCCCAACGGCAUAAAGCUGAUCGACUUCGGGUCGGGCCACUGGGCGAAGGACGGGCCGCUGGAGGCGAGCAAGUUCAUCGGAAGGGGCCAGGGGUUCACGGCGCAGCCUAGCUUUUAUCAGAGGGAGCGAACAAAUGGAAUUUAG